This is a messenger RNA of Etheostoma spectabile (orangethroat darter), 3480 nucleotides long. RefSeq names its product solute carrier family 19 member 1 (gene slc19a1). The record is from RefSeq and is a predicted model, not a curated record. NCBI's taxonomy places the organism in Eukaryota, Metazoa, Chordata, Actinopteri, Perciformes, Percidae. Gene Ontology annotation, cellular component: apical plasma membrane; basolateral plasma membrane; plasma membrane. Gene Ontology annotation, molecular function: folic acid binding; folate:monoatomic anion antiporter activity. The transcript is spliced from 6 exons. Gene Ontology annotation, biological process: folate transmembrane transport. Bases 405 to 2024 code for a protein of 539 amino acids.
AUGAGAGAAGAGCAGUGCGCGAGCGACAAGCGCUGCAGCUUCAGAACCCGAUGGAGCUCACGAGGUUAACAAUGACACCAGACGUAGCUGCUGGAUAGCUUGCAGUCAGAAAAUGUCAGUGUCGAAUGGAGCAAAGGUCAACAUUUUCUCUUACAUGCCGACAACGGCAUGUAGCAUUUUAACUACCUUGUUAUCACCUUGUUAAAAUGUGAAUUUUAAACCAUUUCCAUAUUCUCUAGCAUGGAAAGGCAGGUGGAUUGAAACCCAAACAGUUGGGUUUUUACUUUUAUUUCCUCGUUUCAAGUAGGAAGUUGGCAUAAUUUCACGUCCCAAAAAGUCCUCACAUGGUGAUUUGACCCAUAAGAAAAAAUCUUACACACUGCAUCAGUCUUCCAGCUGACACAAUGGUAGCAGAUUACACAGCAGAAAGUGGGGACGGAUCAGACGGGGAGAAAAAGAUGGACCUGAAGGCGCUUGCAUCCUAUGACAGGGGAGGACAUGAAGAUGGAGACGUAGAGAUGAUUGCUUCGGAGGGGCUGUCUCCUUCCACGGGUCCCAUAGAGGAAGCAGAAGAACCCAGAAAGUGGAAAUGGGCCGUAUUUUUCUUGUGCCUCUUUGGGUUUAUGGCAUCGAUAAAGCCCGGGGAGCCCUUCAUUACACCGAAUCUACUCAGCCCUGAGAAGAACUUCACCAGAGAGCAGGUGACCAAUGAGAUCACUCCUGUGCUGACGUACUCCUACAUGAUGGUGCUGGUGCCAGCCUUCCUGCUGACAGAUCUCAUGCGCUACAAGCCCAUCCUCAUUAUCCAGGGCGUCAGCCAGGUGGUCAUCUGGCUCCUUCUGCUCCUGGGCUCCACCCUCAUUGAAAUGCAGUUGAUGGAGGUCUUCUACGGCGUCACCAUGGCCUGCCGCGUAGCCUACUCCUCCUACAUCUUCUCCCUGGUCAGCCCGGCCCUCUACCAGCGUGUGGCUGGAUAUUCUCGCUCCGCAGUCCUCUUAGGGGUGUUCACCAGCUCAGUGCUGGGUCAGCUGUGCAUAUCCCUGGGAAAUGUCAGCUUCUACACCCUCAGCGCCAUAUCUUUGGGUUUUGUCAGCUUUGGUCUGAUUCUCACGCUGUUCCUGCCCUGGCCUAAACGCUCCUUGUUUUUCCACCGAACAUGGAAUCCGGAGCAAAAGGACGUGGCCGCAGUAGCCACCAAAUCAGAACUGGACAGAAUGAACCAGCAAGAGAGUGUCUCGUCCUCGGCGCCCCCCCUGUGCCCCGCAUCAUGCUGGAGGGACUCUGUCUUUGUUCAGAUGCUGCUGGAGUUGAGAAACGUGAUUACGAGGCCCAGCCUGAGGCUCUGGUCCCUGUGGUGGGUGUUCAACUCCACAGGGUACUAUCUGGUGCUGUUCUACGUUCACAUCCUGUGGAACAAAGUCUCCCUGGACGCAGAAAACAAGAACAUUUACAACGGGGGAGUGGAGGCAGCUUCUACACUGCUGAGUGCGUUGACUUCCUUCACGGCUGGCUAUGUGAAAAUCCGGUGGAACGUCUGGUCCGAGCUGGUCAUCGGUGUCAUCACAGCACUGCAGGCAGGCCUGCUGCUCCUCAUGGGCACCACAGGCAACAUCUGGGUCUGCUACGGGGCCUACGUCCUCUUCAGAGGCUUCUACCAGUUUCUGGUGCCUAUUGCCACUUUCCAGAUAGCCUCGUCACUCACCAAGGAGCUCUGUGCCUUAGUGUUUGGAAUCAACACCUUUUUGGGGACCAUACUGAAGAGCAUCCUCAACCUGAUAUUUUCUGACAAGAGAGGCCUGGCGUUGGACGUGCAAUCUCAGUUCCUGGUCUACUUUGUUUACUUCAUCAUUCUCACUGUUGUCUACUUUGUCUGUGCUGCUGUGGUCAUCAUCCGUCAUUACAGAAAUCAGCCCUGGGGAGGAGGCGGGGCCAGGGAACAGGCGGCGCCCACGGAGCUCAGCCCCAUGGCCGCGAAUUCCGGGGCCGAACCUUUAUCCAACGGCAGAAGUGCCAAAGCACAGUGACGAGAAACGUGUCUCGCCUUAAAGCGGUUUCUGUCAGUAUCUUGUCUAGAUCCCAGGUUUUGCCACUAAGCUCUUCCGACUCAACGGGAUCAAUCCCUUUAACGCUCUAAUGGUGAUGGAGUGGUUUUAGUGUUAGCCGCUGAGCCUUAAUUACAGAAGUGCCUCCUCGGACACCUGAAGCUCCUGUGCAACAGGAAGGCGUCUUGUGUCCGACGUCUUGGAAGAGUUGUUGUUGUUUUUAGUUGUUGAUGAUCAGACGCUCUAACUGAGAAGAGUAAAUACUUUUUUAUUUUUGUAUUUAACACACUACUCUAAGUAGUACUAGGUUUUUACAGUGAGACAAAUCCACUAAAACAGAGAGGGACCAUUCAUGUAAUGGCCAGAACGUUGCCUUUUCUUGGUGUUAUGCACAGAAAACAAACAAGGACUUCACAUAGUAGUCAAAUUACAGUUCAGUGUAAUACCAUCCUGAACUGUCCUGUUUCAGUGAUCCAUGAAUACUGUGUGACCUCUAAGUAUUACUUUAUGAUACUCUACAUACUAAAUACUACAGAUAUCACACAUUUUAGUUUUUUUUUUUAAUCAUCACUCCUGUUUUAAUAUUACAGUUUGAUGAGUAUGUGUUUGUGCCAUUUUGAGAAAGAACAAGACCAAAUUAGUGUAAAUUGCUAGAUACAGGGUUUUCCCUUCUGCUUUGAUUAUAAUCACAUUUCACAUCUCAUUGUCAAUCAGACGUGGAAGGCAAUCAGAUUAUAUUGGUUUAUUUGAAGCUGAGAACUGCAGAUGUCAUGCAGUGUUUUAUGUAAUGUAAUUUAUGCUGCUAAAGUUGCUCUUUGUGGUUUAGUAGCAUCAGAAUAUUUUCGAGUUAUCCCUGUAUGAUUCAUUGAAACAUGCUGCAGAAUGUGUUGCUUUGGAGAAAUCACACGUGGAAGUAGUUUACACAGAUGUAUGCUUAAUUGACUAUUGUUUUAAAUGCACAUCACUGAUGUUGGUUAUCCAAUGUGAUAUUCUUUAGUGUUGAUUUUAAGCCGUAUCAGUCAGGUGAUAGGAUGCCAAAGCACCUGUGAACAGUAUUGCUGCCUAUGCCUCUAAUUUUUCACUGUGUAUUUUAAGUCCAAGAAUGACUUUUUUUUAUUUUUUAUUUACAAUCAUCAAAAACAGCAGAAAGCACUAGUCAUGGUCCUGUGGAGAACAGAAAUGCAGCGUUACAAGAUCCAGUGCAAACAUAAAAUGUCCAUCUGCUUUAAGCAGGGGAUCUUUCUUACAAUAGACACUAGUAGUGACUGAGGUUUGAGUUGGAUUGAACUUACAUUAAGAAGAUAAUCUUUAAACUUGAGUGUAAUCAUUGCUGCGAAAAUAAUGUAACUGAAUCUGUCUGAAUGCUGUAAAAAGAGAAAAACUGACUUCAAUCAGAUGUUAACUUUUUUAUUCACAAAUAAAUAGUAUUUGGUGGAUU